Messenger RNA from Anopheles funestus (African malaria mosquito), 2128 nucleotides. It is a transcript of the gene Taz, whose product is annotated as tafazzin. The record is from RefSeq and is a predicted model, not a curated record. Gene Ontology annotation, molecular function: 1-acylglycerophosphocholine O-acyltransferase activity. Gene Ontology annotation, cellular component: mitochondrial membrane. NCBI's taxonomy places the organism in Eukaryota, Metazoa, Arthropoda, Insecta, Diptera, Culicidae. Gene Ontology annotation, biological process: cardiolipin acyl-chain remodeling; inner mitochondrial membrane organization. The coding region runs from base 598 to 1461 and encodes 287 amino acids. The transcript has 7 exons.
UGAUACGUGUGUAUGUGUGUGCGUGUGUGUGUGUGUAACAUUGUGCGUGCGUUGCGUGAGUAUGCAAUGCAGCAAAACAGCUGAAGCGCUGGUAGAUCAUAUUUUCUCCCUACCACGCAUUCAACAAACAAACCGUACACAAUUUCCCUGGAGAUCAAGCUCAUGGAUCGGUAGCUGUUAUUUGGUAGAAGAGACCGCAAGAGAAUUGUGCGUAAAAAGCAGGACGGGUCGCAUCUGUUCUUGGCAGUCUUACUGGUCUACACGUCACAUGAGGCCGCGUGCAAUUGUUUUGCAAAGACAGUGUGUGUUGUGAAAACAUAAUAAACAUUAACGGAACUGCACACGCUUUACUUCGAUUGGCACGCAAGCUAUAAGCGCAAGAAAGCUUCGUCGAUGAACCCGUGUCAAUAGCUUUGUGUGGAAUCGUCAUAGAAGGUGCUCCCUUCGCGUACAGCCCAUCCAAGGGCAGGCUGGGGGAGGGGAGGCGCCAGCAAAGUUCAUUUAAUUAAAUUAGUGGCAGUAAGGGCAAUCGAAGCGCUCUGCACAAAACACCCAUCCUCCUUGCGACGAUUGCCGAACGUCUGUAGUGGCAGCAGCAUGAACUCGAAGCCAGCAGCUCCACCACCGAACGGAGCAGCGGUCCAGCAGCCACAUGUCCCGUACAACAUCGACUGGAUAUUCCCGAGGCUGAGACGCCCGAAUCGAUUAUGGCACAUUGCCAGUACGGGAGUGAUUGGUUUGGUUGGAUUCUUCUCCAAAAUCGUCAUCGUUUGGCUUAACAAAGCACGCGUACACAAUAUCGAUGUUUUGGAGAAUGCGCUCGAGAAUCGACCCAAAGGAAAAUCCCUGCUGACCGUCUCCAAUCAUCAUUCGUGCUUCGAUGAUCCAGGCAUUUGGGGACUACUUGACAGCCGUUUGCUUAAGCUGCGAAAUGUCUGCAGCAAGAACGUAAUUCGAUGGUCAAUGGCAGCGCAUGACAUUUGUUUCACCUGUAAGGCACACUCGCUGUUCUUCAUGUACGGGAAGUGCAUACCGGUGGUGCGAGGUGCCGGUGUUUACCAGCCGGCCGUAGAUCUGUGCAUCGAAAAGCUUAAACUUGGACACUGGGUGCAUGUGUUCCCGGAGGGGAAGGUCAACAUGACUAAAGAAGAUCUCAGGUUCAAAUGGGGCGUUGGGCGAAUAAUUUACGAAUCACCCGACCUGCCUAUCAUCAUCCCUAUAUGGCACAUUGGAAUGGACGAUGUGUUACCCAACGAACCGCCAUACUAUCUACGAAUGGGCAAGAAACUAACAUAUAACUUCGGUAAUCCGAUCGACCUAAGCGCUCUUAUGGAACGGUUACGUUCUUCGCCGGUAAGCGAAGAGGAAGCGCGUAAGAUAAUUACUGAUCGCAUUCAGGAUGAGAUGAUGGUACUUAAACAAGAAACGGAACGAUUGCACUCGGACUAUGUAAAGAGCUGAGAUCGUAAUGGCCGGGCAACAGACGGACCAAUAAGCCUCACUAAUGAACAGAAUGAUCGGCAAGUGUCUUCCAGAGACUCAUGACCAAGACCUUACCUGUACCACACCAGUUGUUAGUGCUUGCUUUACCUUCAUCGAACCACUAGCAUAAUUAGUAGAAUAGGGGUUACAAUUCAGAUUCAGAUUUAAAGUGCAUUUUAGCGUUUACGAUCAGGCGAAGCAACAGUAAGCUGUUGUGCGUAGAAUUCGUUGGAUAAUCUAGUCAAAUAGAAACCACAAGAUGCUAUAUUACCGGUCAACAGAAAGCACGAUAGUGCCACGUGAAUGGAGCAUGAAGCUUGCGGCGAUAAGCAAAGAUCUCGGAAUCAGAUGGCCUGAAGGUGACCCUUACGAUGACGAGUUGCACACGUACUUCGAUUGAACGAUGCACGAGAGUGAACCUGACGUCCAGCAUUGAGUAUUUUCAAUUAUUAGUUUUUAACGGUAGUUUCGAUUAACGCGAUAAGAUUUUCCAACCACACGACGUGGAAGAUGACGGCGUAUUCGACCUUUCGAUAGUUCCAUCUGCUUACGAGAAACGACCUGCGUUUGUGAGAAGCGAUAGCGAUCCCGGUUUUGGACGCUCCUUACAGAAUAAAUGUUAAAACGAUUCAAAUUAAAAACACAA